AUGGUAGGGGCCCAAGUGUCUAGAUGUUCUUGUAACAGUGACAGGCAACAAUGUACGACUCUUGCGCGGUCCGAUGCCUCAAGGACUCAGGUGGUUUCCACAGCAUGUAGCUUGAUAUACGAGAAGAACCAUGGUGUUGACAGCACAGCGGUGGAGUUGCUUCUCAAACCUGAUUCAUGGAACAUGUUUUCUGACCACCUUCAUACUUUUGGAUUCAAUGUGUUUAUUGUGCUGGUCGUUGAUCUUUUGCAUGAGUUUGAGCUUGGGGUCUGGUGCAUGCUUUUAGUUCAUUUAUUAAGAAUCCUUCAUUCUUCAAACAAGGAUCUGAUACACGAGCUUGACAGGAGGUAUAGACAGGUCCCCCCUUUUGGACGAGCGACCAUCAGGCGAUUCUCUGCAAAUACUUCAGAAAUGUCGAACAUGGCCACACAAAAUUUUGAAGAUCUUCUUCAAGUACGUGCGACACUUAAUUUAGGUCUUCGUGAACUAAUCUUGUAA
This is a messenger RNA of Suillus bovinus, 498 nucleotides long. RefSeq lists its product as uncharacterized. The record is from RefSeq and is a predicted model, not a curated record. Lineage: Eukaryota; Fungi; Basidiomycota; Agaricomycetes; Boletales; Suillaceae. Bases 1 to 498 code for a protein of 165 amino acids. The transcript is spliced from 3 exons.